Messenger RNA from Choloepus didactylus (southern two-toed sloth), 1313 nucleotides. It is a transcript of the gene ZDHHC19, whose product is annotated as zinc finger DHHC-type palmitoyltransferase 19. The record is from RefSeq and is a predicted model, not a curated record. Gene Ontology annotation, molecular function: protein-cysteine S-palmitoyltransferase activity. Gene Ontology annotation, biological process: peptidyl-L-cysteine S-palmitoylation; protein targeting to membrane. The transcript has 8 exons. The coding region runs from base 1 to 1095 and encodes 364 amino acids. NCBI's taxonomy places the organism in Eukaryota, Metazoa, Chordata, Mammalia, Pilosa, Megalonychidae. Gene Ontology annotation, cellular component: endoplasmic reticulum; Golgi apparatus.
AUGCCGCUCUCAAGGGAUGCCAUGCCCUUCAUGAAGGAGACCCGGCCCCCACCACAGGUCCCAUUUCCUUGGCUGCUUCCCAGCCUGUUCGCUGCCUUCAAUGUAGUGCUGCUGGUCAUUUUCAGUGGCCUCUUCUUCGCAUUCCCCUGCAGGUGGCUGGCCCAGAACGGGGAGUGGGCCUUUCCCAUCAUCACAGGCCUCCUUUUUGUCCUCACCUUCUUCAGUCUGGUUUCACUCAACUUCUCAGACCCAGGCAUCUUGCAUCGAGGCUCCGACGAGCAUGGUCCCACGAUGGUGCAUGUGGUGUGGGUGAACCACAGGGCCUUCCGCCUGCAGUGGUGCCAAAAGUGCUGUUUCCACCGCCCUCCCCGGACCUACCACUGCCCUUGGUGCAACAUCUGUGUGGAGGACUUUGACCACCACUGCAAGUGGGUCAAUAACUGCAUCGGCCACCGCAACUUCCGCUUCUUCAUGCUGCUCGUUCUGUCCCUGUGCCUCUACUCCGGCGCCGUCCUGGUCACUUGCCUGGUCUUCCUGGUGCGCACGACCCACUUGCCUUUCUCCCUGGACAAGGCCAUGGCCAUCGUGGUGGCUGUACCCGCCACCGGCUUCCUGGUGCCGCUCUUCCUGCUGCUGCUGAUCCAGGCGAUGUCCGUGAGCGCGGCCGAGCGCUCCUACGAGGGCAAGUGCCAACACCUACAGGGAUACAAUCCCUUUGACCAGGGCUGUGCCAGCAACUGGUAUUUAACAAUUUGUGCACCAUUGGAACCCAAGUACAUGGCCAAAGCUGUGCGGCUGCAGAGAGUGGUGGGGCCCCACUGGGUGCCUAUGCAGACCCUGCACUCCCCGAUGUGCUCCUCUGCUCUCGUCUCGCCAGCACUCCCUGGGUAUGGGCCUGGCACCCAGCUCCAACCUCCAAGUCUCUACAAACCAGGGGAGGGUCCCCCAGGGAGUGGAGAAGCCGCUGGUCUCCAAGAGGCAGAGUGUCUCAGGCUGAAGGAAGUCGAAAGCUGCGCUGAUUCUGAGCCCAGUGUGGGGGCAGCUGCUCCACCUCUCAGCCCUCCUGGCCCCCUCAGGGCUCCCCUCUUCCUGUAGCUUCUCUCUGUCCCAUCCCAGCAUGUCUGUUCCUUUCCCUACUCUGUGUCCGUCUCUGGCCUCACCUCUCCUUACCUUUCCACUUGCCCUCUUCCCUCUUCUCCGUCCUUCCUCUUCCUCCUCUUUUCCCUUUCAUUCUCCUGCUCUCUCUGUACCGCCCCCCCCACUCCCCCACCCUGACCUUUUCCUGGACUACAGCUUCCAAGAAUGCAAAAUAA